CUUUCCCUUUUCUUCUCUUGUCGACUGUGAAUUGUGAUGACCUGCAGUAACCUCAUUUGAACAGGAGGGGGCAAACUGAGAGUCUUCCUCCGAGCACACGGACACCUGAGCCUGCCUCUCCCCUCUCGGCUCCUUCACAGCGGGACUCUGUGGGCUCUGAGCGCGUCUGGAGGACGCAGGAGGACUCGGUGAGGAGCCCGGAUGGCCGCACGCGGGGUCUCGUGUCUCACCUUGCGAGGAGGAGCUCAGCCUGCGACCUCUGACCUCAGACCCCUCUGAGAGGAGGAGCGACGCCGGACCUCUGGGGAGACAUGGACGGAGGAGAAGAGGCACAAAAAGCCUCGCCAAGAGGAGGAGGAGGAGGAGGCGACACCUGCAGACACAACGGCCUCAUCAACACUCGUCGGCUGGGGGCGGAGCCUCGGGAGGCGCUCCUGCUGGUGUACUCAGCUCCUCAGUAUCAGGGUCACGCGGUGGUGAACUGCCCUCCCCGGCAGGAGAGGAGCAGCAGAGGAGGAGGUCCUCCUCAGCUCCUGAACCCGCGUGCUCUGCUCCCUCAGCAGCCGGCGUCGGACCCCCGCCUCAGGCCGCCCCCCGGCCUCCUGCUGUGCCGAGAUAGCGUCCUGCGGGCGUGGGGGGAGGCCGGGGGAGCCGACUGCUGUGAGACCACGUUCAUCGAGGGGCACGGCCCAGACGCCUCCUCCUCCUCAGCUGCCGCUGCAUCCUCCUCCGUGAAGGAGGCGCUGCUGUUUGCUGACGGAAAGUUUCUGGACUUUGGUGGGGAGGAAGCAAAGAUUCAUACGCUGUCAUACGACAUCGACGACGACGACGAGUUCCAGGAGCUUGAGAGUGAUUACUCCAGCGAAUCAGAGAGUGAGGACACCUUCCUGCUGAUGCCUCCCAGAGAUCACCUGGGCCUCACUGUCUUCUCGAUGCUCUGCUGCUUCUGGCCACUCGGCAUCGCCGCCUUCUACCUGUCGCAUGAGACCAAUAAGGCGGUGUCUAAAGGAGACUUCCACCUGGCCAGCUCCAGUUCCAGACGGGCUCUCUUCCUGGCGGUGCUGUCAAUCACCAUCGGGACAGGUAUCUAUGUGGGUGUGGCCGUAGCGCUCAUCGCCUACCUCUCCAAGAACCACCACUGGUAGCCUCAUUGGGAAGUUACCCAGCAGACACUGGGAAUGCGUUUGAGAUGUUCAUCUUCACCUGGAGUCCAGCUCUCAGGUGAGCGUUUUCUCGGCAGACCGCCACAUGAGCAGGAGGAAGACUUCCUGUUUGCAAACUGUGGUGGCCGCAGUUCAACCAAAACAUGCCGAGAUGUUCAUGUUUUUGGAUGGCAACAUUGCUUGUCUCCAGGUGAUUCUGGAGUUUCACAGGACUUGUACCUGAAACCUUUAAACCAAUGAAAUCACAGGGUCGCUGUGAGGAAUUGUGGGGAUUUUUAACAAGACGGGACACUGGAAACAAAGGAGCUCCAGCAUUUUGAUUUAGGGGACGUUUCCAGUGUGAGGUUUUCUCAUUAUCAUUUCCCACCAUUUUGUUAAUUAUGUGAUUUGAAUCGGACAAAAACAAAUUCAAAGAGAAUUAUUUUCAGCAGACAUCAUGAAGAGAGGGAUUUAAAUAUGUCAGACUUAAACACAUUUUCACAGUAAAAACAGUAAAUAUCAGAAAACAGAAACUCUUCACACUGAUGUACAUGAAUAGAUAAACACAAGAACACCAACGUGACAAAGGUGGAAAAUCACGUACAGAAAUCAGAAAGGGAAUGUGGUGAAGGACAUUUUGUAAUGACAAAAAUCACCCUGGAAGUGAACCGCUGGGUCGCCGAUGCUGGGCUGACUGGUCCCAGGUCCCAGUUUGUUUUUGACUUUUCUGUCACUGAUAAAAGAGAAACGGUUGAACUUGAUUUCUGUGUGGAUUUUAUGUUUCUCUGCUCCACUUUCUGUGUUUCUGUGCAGGUUUGUGAUUAAUAAAGUGUGUCACAGUCA
Molecule: messenger RNA, 1985 nt
Organism: Scatophagus argus
Lineage: Eukaryota; Metazoa; Chordata; Actinopteri; Scatophagidae
Product: synapse differentiation-inducing gene protein 1
Exons: 5
Coding region: 312-1145 (277 amino acids)
Biological process (GO): synaptic vesicle clustering; positive regulation of synapse assembly
Cellular component (GO): excitatory synapse; intracellular membrane-bounded organelle; synaptic vesicle membrane
Source: RefSeq, a predicted model, not a curated record